AUGGGUGUUAAAGGGGAGCUGUUGAAGACACUGGAGAAGUUAGGAGAUGAAGACUUCAAAGGCUUUAAAUGGCUCCUAAGUUGUACCUCAGAAAUCCCAAAGAGUCAUCUGGACAAAGCAGACAGGCCAGACACUGUAGAUAAGAUAUUAGAGACCUACAACCAACAGUCUGUGGAGGUGGUGAAGAAAACCUUGAAGAAGAUGGACAGGAAGGAUCUAGUGGAGGAAUUAUCAAACAUCAGCAGAGGAUCACACGAUACCAACACACCUGCUUCACAGUGUAACGCCUCAUCCAGAUACCAGGACAUCAUCUCCAAAAGUCUUCAGAUCUCUUCAGGAUCUCCUGCUGUCUACCAGCUGAGACCAAAGGAAGAGAAGUUUGGGACUCUGACAAGAAAAACUGUUGGAGAGAAAAACCUGAACAAGACAAACAGAACCAUCUUACUUGUAGGUGAAACAGGAACAGGAAAAUCUACUCUGAUCAACGCUCUGGUCAACUACACCAUGGGAGUGAAGUUUGAGGACAACAUCUGGUUUAAGAUCAUAGAAGAAGAAGAGAAGAGAAGUCAGUCAGAGAGUCAGACACCAGAUGUGAUCGUGUACGAGAUCUUUGGUUAUGAAGAUGAAACUCUGCCCUACUCUCUGACCAUCAUCGAUACUCCUGGAUUCGGAGACACCAGAGGGAUCGAACAUGAUGACAUCAUCAGUCAAAGAUUAUUGGACUUGUUCCGCUCAGACGAUGGAGUUCAUGAACUUUCUGCAGUGGGUCUGGUGCUGAAGGCGAGUGAAAAUCGAGUGAAUGAUCGAAUGAAGUACGUCUUUGAUUCAGUGACGUCUCUGUUUGGGAAAGGCAUUGAGAAGAACAUCGUACCUCUCAUCACACACACAGAUGGGUUACCACCUGAAAAUGUUCUGAUAGCUCUUGAAGCUGCAAACAUUAAAUGUGCCAAAGAUGAAAAGAAUCAAACUGUUUACUUCUUGUUUAAUAACUGCCAAAACAAAGAGAGAACGGACGAAACAGAGUUUACUUUAGAGAAUACAUGGAGGACAACAGAAGCAGCAAUGGAAAAAUUCAAAGACUUCCUGAAAGAGUCUAAACCUCAGAAGCUGAAUAAAACAGUUGAAGUUUUGAACACAAGGAUCAGACUGACAGCCUGCAUCCAAAACCUGCAAGAAAGAAUCCAGCUGAUUGAACUAAAACAGAGAGUGAUCCAUAAGACUGAACAAGCUCUGAAGAAAUAUGAAGAAGAGAUGAAGAAGAAUGAAGAGUUCACUGUAGAAGUUGAAGAGCCCUACAAAGACAUACAAUGUAUCAGUGUUUGUACAGGGAAGUGUCCUGCAUCUGCUCAUGUGAAAAACGAGUGGAUUUAUGUGGACAAGACCAGGAAAGUCCAGAAGACCCUACAAGAUAUGAAAAAAACGUUUGAAGAGAAUAAGUCAGAAAGUGAGAAGAAGAAGAGCCUGAUGGAACAUCUGCAAACAGAGAUGGAAAAACUGAAAGCAGAGAAGAUAAAGUGGCUGGAUGAGGCCUACCAACAUGUUGUUAAUCUGGAGCAGAUCGCCCUGAAUGAUAAUUCACUUUGA
Molecule: messenger RNA, 1584 nt
Organism: Scomber japonicus (chub mackerel)
Lineage: Eukaryota; Metazoa; Chordata; Actinopteri; Scombriformes; Scombridae
Product: septin-1-like
Exons: 5
Coding region: 1-1584 (527 amino acids)
Molecular function (GO): GTP binding
Source: RefSeq, a predicted model, not a curated record